This is a messenger RNA of Volvox carteri f. nagariensis, 1887 nucleotides long. RefSeq lists its product as uncharacterized. NCBI's taxonomy places the organism in Eukaryota, Viridiplantae, Chlorophyta, Chlorophyceae, Chlamydomonadales, Volvocaceae. The record is from RefSeq and is a predicted model, not a curated record. The coding region runs from base 1 to 1017 and encodes 338 amino acids. Gene Ontology annotation, biological process: lipid metabolic process. The transcript has 8 exons.
AUGGUUGUGCAAUUUAGUGCUAGCCCUACUAGUGAUGCCUGUGACUUGGUUCUGUCCAGUGGUUUCUUGGCAUUUGCCGGGCACGCGGGCUUUCUGCAGGCAGUGGAGGAGCUGGGAUUACCCGUGGGUGGAGUGAUGGGCACCUCUGCGGGCGCUCUGGCGGGCAGCCUCUACUGCGCCGGGUACUCGCCAAGACAGGUGGCCAAGCACUUGUCGGAACACACCCCCGCCUCCCUGCUGCGCCCUUCGGCGGCCCCCUGGCGGGGCGGGGCCCUCAGCCUGGACGGGGUCAUCUCCCGACUAAGAGACCUACUGCCGCCCACGUUUGAGGAGUUGGAGCGGGAGUUUGCGGUGGGGGUGGUGACUGCGGACGGGAGGCACCUUAUCAUCGACAGCGGGUCACUGCCCGAGGCGGUGGCGGCAUCCGCCGCCAUCCCCUUUGUGUUCCAACCCGUGGACGUACCAGGCCACCUGUCCCUCUACGGCCCCUUCAAGGACGGCGGAGUGGUGGACCGAGUGGGGCUACGGGCGUGGAGGGAGCGGCGGCGGUCGCAGCUCCGAGCCACCAACGGGUCCACUGCCCCCCGUCCGCCACCUCCCUGCCUGGUCCAUGUCAUUGACCGGAGCUCCCCGUUUAGCGGGCUGGAUGAUACAACCGCGAUGGGCGAGUCCCAUAUUGUGGUCGUGAAGUCACCUCGCUCCGGAGCCAACUUCUUUGAUUUGGGUUCGUUUGAGGAGCACAUGGAGGCUGCCCGGGAGCGAGCCCGGCCUCACCUAGCAGCUGUCAGGCGCAGUAUCAACAAUGGCAGUAGCAGCAGCAGGCGGUCCAGCGGGCCCGGUGGUGGGGGCGGCGGCGGCGGCGGCGGAAGCCCUGUCAACGUCGGCAACAGUAAUGGCAAUGGCAACGGCGCUGUCGUGGAGGAGACGGCGGCGGCAACGGCUGCUGCUGCCGCUGCGGCGGCGGCGGUGACGGUGACGGCGGUUUCUGACCCGGUGGUUCGUGCAACGUUGAUUUGAAGGCCGGGGCGGUGCGGGUCGGGAUUGUGGAGGCCGGUGUUGGCGGAAGGGCUGAUGUGUUUGUGUGCUCGGGAUCCGGCGUCUAGCCGCUCGGUAUGCUCGACGAGGAAGUACCAAUGUUGCUGUUGAAGCUGCUAUUUGAGGCUUGUCUUGUCGAUCCAAGAAAUAGCCUCUGCUGGGGGGAGGGCGUUUAAAGCAGAGGACUCCAGAAGGGGGAAGGUGCGACUGCUGGGGAAGGAGGGGGAUGAACGAAGAUUUGAUAGAUUUGUUUUUUUGCUGUGCAUGUGAAGUCUAAAACUUCCUGCGCGGUCAUACGUACGUCAGGAGCAGGACCGGUUAACCCUUGUGUGUGUGUGUGUGUGUAUGUGUGAGUAUGUGUGUGCGUAUGUGUAGUGGAGUGCCGGACUGUUGUAUCUGCGUGUACCUGGGUGAUGCAUGGUGGGUGGUAGCCGAGCAGCCGAGCGGAGGUCCAUCCCCUGCGAGCUUGCUGCCUCGCAAUGACCAGCAGUACCCGCAGUCAUGUCGUACAUUGGUCGCUGCUCGCCUCUUGGCUAUGCCGAGAGCUUUUACAGUACAGCUGUUAGCUCGUAUUUUUCGUGUUCCCACGCACACACGCACGCACGCAGACGUCUUGCGCCGUGACCGUACCGGACGUCGCCUUUGUGUAUGUAGAAGAAGGCCGAAGAACAACGAAGAAAGAAGAAGAUUAAGCAUCUGAGAGAAAUUGGUGAGCUUCACGCGGAGGAAAGACAAUCGUGUUUUUCCGGACCAGCUCUACUAAUAUCCAGUGACUGCCAUUGAGGUGGGGAUAUUGGUGUGAAAGAGAAUUGCUCUCUUUCUGUAAGGACGCCAUCGCCGUGUUUUUGACCG